This is a messenger RNA of Protomyces lactucae-debilis, 540 nucleotides long. Its product is annotated as NADH:ubiquinone oxidoreductase intermediate-associated protein 30. The transcript has a single exon. The record is from RefSeq and is a predicted model, not a curated record. NCBI's taxonomy places the organism in Eukaryota, Fungi, Ascomycota, Taphrinomycetes, Taphrinales, Protomycetaceae. The annotation marks the transcript as partial. Gene Ontology annotation, biological process: NADH dehydrogenase complex assembly.
CACUGGCUAGCAGGAGAUUGGAAGGCUGUGGAUGACACGGUUAGGCAAGGUGCUAGCAGUAGUCAGCUCGCCAUUGCUGAAGACUCCAGCACGGCUCGCUUCCAGGGUGUUCUCGACACAAGCAAGCUUGGUGGUGCUGGGUUUGCAAGCCAAGCAGCAACAUACAAGACCAGUCCCUGGGAUCUUUCUCAAUACGAUGGAAUUGAAAUCGUCUACAGCAAUGGCAACUCCUUCAACUACACCCUGAACAUGAAAGACUAUCUGCCAGAACAGCCUAUAGGUGGCCGAAUGCCAAGUUCGACUGAGUGGGCCUUCACCUUUGAAGUGAAGAAGCCUGCUUCUCACUCUAUCUCCAAGUCGCCUGAGACUACUACUAUCUUCGCCGCUUGGGAGGACUUUGCGCCCUAUGAGCGCGGCAGGCCCACGACGACAACUAGCGAACUGAAGAAGGACCACAUCGUGCAAUUCUCCAUCAUGGCUCGCAGCUUCUUUGAUAGGCAAUCGGGACCCUUUGGAAUUACGCUGCAUAGUAUCAGUGCC